This is a messenger RNA of Myodes glareolus (Bank vole), 3323 nucleotides long. The record is from RefSeq and is a predicted model, not a curated record. NCBI's taxonomy places the organism in Eukaryota, Metazoa, Chordata, Mammalia, Rodentia, Cricetidae.
GCUGUCGCCGAGCCGCUAUCGCAGAGUGGAGUGAGGCUGCGAGCUGAACCCUGAGGACGCCCGGUACCCCGGCAGCCUCGCCCCGUUGCAAGUCCCGCCCGCGCCGCCACCCGCCCGUCCGCAGAGAACCAUGGCGUCUGGCAGUACUACCGCCAGUGAGGAAGAGCGGAGUCUCCGGGAAUGUGAGAUCUAUGUUCAGAAGCACAACAUCCAGGCCCUGCUAAAGGAUUCGAUUGUGCAGUUGUGCACAGCUCGACCCGAGAGACCCAUGGCAUUCCUUCGGGAAUACUUUGAGAGGCUGGAGAAGGAGGAGGCAAAACAGAUUCAGUAUCUACAGAAGAGUGGCACGCGCACCGACUCCAGGGAGGAUGAAAUCUCUCCUCCUCCUCCCAACCCAGUGGUGAAGGGCCGUCGGCGCCGUGGUGCUAUCAGUGCUGAGGUUUACACAGAGGAAGAUGCUGCAUCCUAUGUUAGAAAGGUUAUACCAAAAGACUAUAAGACAAUGGCUGCUUUGGCCAAAGCCAUCGAAAAGAAUGUGCUGUUUUCACACCUUGAUGAUAAUGAGAGAAGUGACAUUUUUGAUGCCAUGUUUCCAGUCUCCUUUAUUGCUGGAGAGACGGUUAUUCAACAAGGUGAUGAAGGGGAUAACUUCUAUGUGAUUGAUCAAGGAGAAAUGGAUGUCUAUGUCAAUAAUGAAUGGGCAACCAGUGUUGGGGAAGGAGGGAGCUUUGGAGAACUGGCUUUGAUUUAUGGAACACCUAGAGCAGCCACUGUCAAAGCAAAGACAAAUGUGAAACUGUGGGGCAUUGACCGAGACAGCUAUCGGAGAAUCCUCAUGGGAAGCACUCUGAGAAAGAGGAAGAUGUAUGAAGAAUUCCUUAGUAAAGUGUCUAUUUUAGAGUCUCUGGACAAGUGGGAGCGUCUCACAGUGGCUGAUGCAUUGGAGCCUGUUCAGUUUGAAGAUGGACAGAAGAUUGUGGUGCAGGGAGAACCAGGGGAUGAGUUCUUCAUUAUAUUAGAGGGCACAGCGGCUGUGCUGCAGCGUCGGUCAGAAAACGAGGAGUUUGUUGAAGUGGGACGACUGGGGCCUUCUGAUUAUUUCGGUGAAAUUGCCCUGCUGAUGAAUCGUCCCCGGGCUGCCACAGUGGUUGCACGUGGCCCUUUGAAGUGUGUUAAGCUGGACCGGCCUCGGUUUGAGCGUGUCCUUGGCCCAUGCUCAGAUAUCCUCAAGCGAAACAUCCAGCAGUACAACAGCUUUGUGUCGCUGUCCGUCUGAGACCCACCUCUGUGCCUCUCUUCCCCGUCCAUGCUUCACUCCUGCAGACUGCUUUCUCUCUCUCCGCAGCGCCAAGUGGCCACUGGCUUCACAGCUUCUGUCUCUUUAUACUACAAGUUGCUUUAUUGCACCAUUUUUUCAUUUGGAGCAUUAACUGAAUGCUCAUUCACAAAUAAAUAGAGAGUUCUAUGGACUUGGCUCUUACCGCUUCUCUCUGUGCAGUGCUAGUGUUCCACCUGGGCAGUGAGCGCCAUGCUUUUUGGUGAGGGCGGUCCUGCACCAGUGAGUUACCAUAAUGACGUAAUAACAGUGCAGGGGUUUUAAGUGACACAAAUUUCCAUUUCCAUAUGACACAAGUGACAUACUUAGACUGUGGCCAUGUUUGCUGUAUUUCUUUAUAGAAUAAAUGAUUUUUAACCUUUAAAAAAUGGUUAUAAGAAAAUCCUAGUACAGUAGAAAGACAUCUGCCUGUAAUUCAACUAGUUGAAGUGUGGGAAAUGCCCAUGUUUUGCUAAUUACCAGACAGAAACUAGUGCAGCCCCAUCAGCCUGGUUUUGUUUGUAUAUUGCUAGUGUUUCUUCUCCAGUCCCAAAAUAUUUGAUGUGACUGACUGUACCUGCCUUUUACGUUUGAAACAAGUUGUCGAUGGCAACUGCUGGGUUGUGACAACUCCAUCUGUCUCAGCUCACAGACUCUGAUGGUAGCUACUCAUCCAGCUGGUGCCAAAUACUGAUGAUGAUGUGCAGAACUGUGAGUGAGAAUUGAGGGCUACACCCUGUUAACUGUGCUAACUGGUGUGAGUGGCCCGCAGUCACUGACUCUAGGAGAUUGGAUUUAGGGAGAAUAGACAGAGACAGGACAAGCCCCAGAUAAAGAAGUGGAGGCAGUGUUGCUGAAGGUGGGUGGGGUCAGGUGUCCACAGACAGGAAACUUUGUUCUUGAGGUAGUCUCUCUCCCUGGUUUAUGUUAAUGAGGGUGGGUAGGAUGGCUCAGACCAUCCUGUUGAGGGUCCUGCCUUUUCCUGUCUAACCUUGAAUUUCUCUGGUAAACUUUAUGAAUUUUUGUUUGUGUGUGUCUUUGUGCGUUUUUUUUUUUAAAGUCAACUUGUGUUUGAGUCUUCACUGUAUUUCAGUAUUUUCCAGCCUUAUGUGUUACAUUAUUCCAAUGAUAACCCAACAGUUUAUUUUUAUUACUGUUAUUUUUUAAACAGAAUUUCACAGUUGGUUACUAGGCACGUUGUGAUUUAUGUGCAUUGUCGGGUUCUGUAUGGGAGUGACUACAAGCAUUUUUCGUGUGCGUGCCAGUGCUUCUGUUCAGUAAGCCCCUCCUACCCGUUCCCAGUUAACUUAAUUGGUUCAUUUUUUUUUCUUGAUAGCUUGAAAAGCUUUUAGGUUGUCACUGACUUGGGAAAGAAGUUUCAUUUAGAUUUUAGUGUGGGGUAAAAAGCUACCUUGUUGCUGUUUCUAAAAUUUUCAUAACCUAUAUUAAAUGAGGGUUUUCUGUACUUUUGUGUUUGGCUAUCUUUUUUAUAUUUAAAAAAAUAAAAAUUAUUAUGUUAUUAGAUUAAAGCUUAAUUUGAUAUUUGUUUAAAUGCCAAAAUGUACUUAAAUGAAUGAUGUAGAAUGCCAUAAAAUGCAUUUUCAUGUGUAUAUAUCCCCUUUGUUCUUGUAUACAGAGAUACACCCCUGCUUUCUAGAGAGUUCUACUCAAAUGCUAGCUUGCUGGUUACUCCCUUUGUAGUUUUCACUCUUAGACUUUUCAAGAUAAGUCUAAAUUUAAAAAUUACCACAUUUAAAGCUUUAUCAUUGUGCAAUUUAAAUAUCAGUCAGCAGUCAUGGUUGGCAGACUGUGUCUUUGUGGACUCCAGGCACCAUUAUCUCUGGAUGGAUGAGUGACUUUGGAUCUGCUGAGAAAGCGGAGAUAGCCAAAGGGACAGUGGUCUGAUAUACGGUGUGCUAAUCUAAUAUACGCUGUUCUUUUGUUAAAGACUGUCUCAAUGGUAGGUAAUGGAAUAAAAGAGAUUAAAUAAUUUAAAUUCUUAAAUGAA